Molecule: messenger RNA, 9869 nt
Organism: Chlorocebus sabaeus (green monkey)
Lineage: Eukaryota; Metazoa; Chordata; Mammalia; Primates; Cercopithecidae
Gene: CLCN5
Product: chloride voltage-gated channel 5
Biological process (GO): chloride transport; transmembrane transport
Cellular component (GO): Golgi apparatus; plasma membrane; synaptic vesicle
Molecular function (GO): voltage-gated chloride channel activity
Source: RefSeq, a predicted model, not a curated record
GAUACUCGCGAGGCGCCCUGUCACAUGAGCCGCGCGCCCGCUUCGCUCCCCCUCCUCCCCGGCUGGGCUGUGUGAAUGAAGCUCUGCCGGCUACGUGGGGCGCUCACUCAACUUGGUGUCCUGGACGCCAGAGCCGACCGAGCGCGCUGCCCACCGGCGGCGGACACGGACUCCGCCGCUCCUGACCUCGGCGAUAGAGCAAAUCAGUUGCCCGGAGUUCCCAGCGAAGUUGUACCUGUGCCCGUGCGAUAACGUCAGUGGAAGCUGCCCUGAGUUUGGGGCUUUAGCACCUUGCAGAAAACAGAGCCACAGAGCUGCCUUUCUUAUCAAGUCUCCCUAUAAAACUGAGUGGCUCUGGGAAACUCAGCCUGCGACCCCAGAGUGGGUGAAGAUAGGAUCAAGAUGGCCAUGUGGCAGGGUGCCAUGGAUAACAGAGGCUUUCAGCAGGGGAGUUUUAGUAGCUUCCAGAACAGCUCCAGUGAUGAAGACCUGAUGGACAUUCCAGCGACCGCUAUGGAUUUCUCCAUGAGAGAUGAUGUUCCUCCCUUAGACCGAGAAGUAGGAGAGGACAAGUCGUACAAUGGUGGAGGAAUAGGUUAUUCAAAUAGGAUCAUGGACUUCUUGGAGGAGCCAAUCCCUGGUGUAGGGACCUAUGAUGAUUUCAAUACAAUUGACUGGGUGAGAGAGAAGUCUCGAGACCGGGAUAGGCACCGAGAGAUUACCAAUAAAAGCAAAGAGUCAACAUGGGCCUUAAUUCACAGUGUGAGUGAUGCUUUUUCCGGCUGGUUGUUGAUGCUCCUUAUUGGGCUUUUAUCAGGUUCAUUAGCUGGUUUGAUAGACAUCUCUGCUCAUUGGAUGACAGACUUAAAAGAAGGUAUAUGCACAGGGGGAUUCUGGUUUAACCAUGAACAUUGUUGCUGGAACUCUGAUCAUGUCACCUUUGAAGAAAGAGACAAAUGUCCAGAGUGGAAUAGUUGGUCCCAGCUUAUCAUCAGCACAGAUGAGGGAGCCUUUGCCUACAUAGUCAAUUAUUUCAUGUACGUCCUCUGGGCUCUCCUAUUUGCCUUCCUUGCCGUAUCUCUUGUCAAGGUGUUUGCGCCUUAUGCCUGUGGCUCUGGAAUCCCUGAGAUAAAAACUAUCUUGAGUGGUUUCAUUAUUAGGGGCUAUUUGGGUAAGUGGACUCUGGUUAUCAAAACCAUCACCUUGGUGCUGGCAGUGUCGUCUGGCUUGAGCCUGGGCAAAGAGGGCCCUCUAGUGCACGUGGCUUGCUGCUGUGGGAACAUCCUGUGCCACUGCUUCAACAAAUACAGGAAGAAUGAAGCCAAGCGCAGAGAGGUCUUGUCGGCUGCAGCAGCAGCUGGUGUAUCUGUAGCCUUUGGAGCACCUAUAGGGGGAGUAUUAUUCAGCCUUGAAGAGGUCAGCUACUAUUUUCCCCUCAAAACAUUGUGGCGUUCAUUCUUUGCUGCCUUGGUGGCAGCAUUCACUCUACGCUCCAUCAAUCCAUUUGGGAAUAGCCGCCUGGUACUAUUUUAUGUGGAGUUUCACACCCCAUGGCAUCUCUUUGAGCUCGUGCCAUUCAUUCUGCUGGGCAUAUUUGGUGGUCUGUGGGGAGCGCUGUUUAUCCGCACAAACAUUGCCUGGUGUCGGAAACGAAAGACCACCCAGUUGGGCAAGUAUCCUGUCAUAGAAGUACUCGUCGUGACAGCCAUCACUGCCAUCCUGGCUUUCCCCAAUGAAUACACUCGGAUGAGCACAAGUGAGCUCAUUUCUGAGCUGUUUAAUGACUGUGGCCUUCUGGACUCCUCCAAGCUCUGUGAUUAUGAGAACCGUUUCAACACAAGCAAGGGGGGUGAACUGCCUGACAGACCGGCUGGCGUGGGAGUCUACAGUGCAAUGUGGCAGCUGGCUUUAACACUCAUCCUGAAAAUUGUCAUUACUAUAUUCACCUUUGGCAUGAAGAUCCCUUCUGGCCUCUUUAUCCCUAGCAUGGCUGUUGGUGCUAUAGCAGGUCGACUUCUAGGAGUAGGAAUGGAACAACUGGCCUAUUACCACCAGGAAUGGACCAUCUUCAAUAGCUGGUGUAGUCAGGGAGCUGAUUGCAUCACCCCCGGCCUUUAUGCAAUGGUUGGGGCUGCAGCCUGCUUAGGUGGGGUGACUCGAAUGACUGUGUCUCUUGUUGUCAUAAUGUUUGAACUGACUGGUGGCUUAGAAUACAUCGUGCCUCUUAUGGCUGCAGCCAUGACAAGCAAGUGGGUGGCAGAUGCUCUUGGGCGGGAGGGCAUCUAUGAUGCCCACAUCCGUCUCAAUGGAUACCCCUUUCUUGAAGCCAAAGAAGAGUUUGCUCAUAAGACCCUGGCAAUGGAUGUGAUGAAACCCCGGAGAAAUGAUCCUUUGUUGACUGUCCUUACUCAGGACAGUAUGACUGUGGAGGAUGUAGAGACCAUAAUCAGUGAAACUACUUACAGUGGCUUCCCAGUGGUGGUAUCCCGGGAGUCCCAAAGACUUGUGGGCUUUGUUCUCCGAAGAGAUCUCAUUAUUUCAAUUGAAAAUGCUCGAAAGAAACAGGACGGGGUUGUUAGCACUUCCAUCAUUUAUUUUACGGAGCAUUCUCCUCCAUUGCCACCAUACACUCCACCCACUCUAAAGCUUCGGAACAUCCUGGAUCUCAGCCCCUUCACUGUGACUGACCUUACACCCAUGGAGAUCGUGGUGGAUAUUUUCCGAAAGCUGGGACUGCGGCAGUGCCUGGUUACACACAACGGGCGAUUGCUUGGAAUCAUUACCAAAAAGGAUGUGUUAAAGCAUAUAGCACAGAUGGCGAACCAAGAUCCUGAUUCCAUUCUCUUCAACUAGAAUCAUAGAGUUCUGGAUAUAAAGCAGGAAGGACAUUACAGACCAUGGAUAUGUUUUAUUAACUGGGUACCCAAAACACAUUUUCCAUAUUUGGAUGGUGAAGUCGCAUUAGUGUCUUGUCUCUUUCCUACAAGUUAACCAGUUGCACUACAUAAUCUCUGGUAAUUAAUUUUCUCUUUAGGAGAAAUUACAGUUAGGCUUCCGUGAUGUUACAUUAGGAAGAUCUCAUGAAAGAAUAAAUAAGAUUGCUGUGGUUUAAUUAUAUUUGUUUUUUUUUUAAGAUUUUUUUAACUUAAAAAGUAGUUAGCCAAUAUGCAAUCACUGAAAACUAUGCAAGAAAAAUUCCAGCCGUCCUGACCUAUAACCUGUAGGAAACUGAUGAAAAGUCACUCUUUUGGGAUCUAACUGUUGUUACUGGAAGACAAAGUGUAAACUAAGGGGCUUUGCUUUUUCAAACCAGAGAAAGGAAAGCCAGAAGGAAAAGAGUAAUGGUAUUUUCUAGACUGUGAAGAUUCAGUUCAAAUGUUAUCCUUGUUCCUGUUACAAUAUUUAGCAUUAUUAGUUUGUUAUGUAUGUAUGUUUAUGUUAAUUUUAAUUUUGAUUAUAAGACAAUGCUGCUUUGGUUAAUCUCUUCUAAAUGAAUUUAGAGAGAUUGACUUUUAUAGCUUGCUUGUUCCUGGUACUCUUUUGAAGUGCACAAAGAUAAGUUAUAGAGCUUUCUCCUUGUCUGCUAAAAGGGUAAUUUUCCAGGUGGCAUUUGUUAGCUGGUACACAAGGACUUUGCCAUGAAUUUGUUAGUAGCAAGGAAUGAUUUCUUCCAGCUUCCUUGAAAUGAAUAAUUAGUAAACUUUUAAGCAAAGUCAAUGAGUAGGAGUUUCACAUUUUUGUGAGGUCCUAACUAAUUCUCUUACCCAGAUGCCACCUCCAUGAAUGAUGGUGCUUUAGGCUUCUGGAAUAUGUAAGAACAGCAAAGGGAACCAAGUCUAGACUGAAUACUGGUAAACCAGGGAAGAUUCAGAACUGCAUCUGCAUCCUCAUGCAUUCCUUUGUAAAGACCACCAGUACUAAAAUAACUGGACACCUCAUUGCACCUCCCAGCGAUAAGUACGUGUAGCAGGCCAGUGUAUUGUCCCCAUGAGCAUGAAUUAGGCUUGGGAUACUUCCAAAUAUAUUCAAGGUGUUGGAACAGGAUAGGCAGCUGUGACUCCUGCAAGAGUCCUUAGAAUUCUAAAUAAAAUGCAGAGCCAUCCUAAGACCCAGGAGUAUGGACAAGGCCUGGUGACACCAAAGGUGCUUGUAUCCAAUUGAAAAGGUGCCUGUCUCAAUUUCAUACCACCUUUAUUGCAGUUAAAAAAAAAAUCACACUCUGGGGACACUUGGUGGAAUUACAGAGCCACCAUCAUCAUUCUAACCACUAUUUCAUUUUCUGUAAUUUUACCUAUGUGCAAUUACUCCCCCUCCAUUCUGUUCCACUUCUUAUCCUAGUACCAAAUCCUCUGUUUGGGGCUGAGCACUGCUCCUGGUUAAUCAUUCCUACUACAAAAAAAUAACUCCCAGGCCUAGUUAAAUGGUAAACCAAGGCUCAGCAGUCUCACAACACGUGGACCAGAGGUGACACACAGCCAUUUUCUUUGCCAUGUGGCCCCGUUGCUGCUGCCAUGCCUCCAUUUCCACACUGGAUGCCUAUGGCAGUGAGAUUUCACUGCCGGGGUAAGAGUUCAGCCUGGAUCAUUUUAUAGCUCUGUUCCGAGCACUUCCCACCAUCCUUCCAGCCCAGAAUCGGUGGUCAUUCUGCAUAUUCCCACCAACCUUCUACCCCCAAACACUUCAGUGUACCUCAUUUUAAGAGUUGCUGAUCCCUGAUUCUAGGACAUUUUUACCCCUAGUUCUUAUCUUUCCAAAAUCUGAAAUUCCUUUUUUGGCUCAGAACUGGGUAGCCAAGGGUUAUUUUAUUUUUAUCUUUAAAAUAAUCAAGGCGGUCGCUAGAGUUUCUCCUUGUGAAUAGAUGACUCUAGCACUUUAAUGAAAAAGAAAAAAUCUCUCUGGGAUAUGUUAUAUCAUAGUCAUGGCUCAGUAACUAUGUAUUUUGUCCUUUCCAUGCCACUGAUUCCUUCAUAUGAGACUAUUUGACUGACUACCCUGUAUAUUGUGUAGAAAUCAAAGUCCUUAUCUGUACAUUUCUGGUCCAAUACCUGUCUUAUUAGUUGUCCUUCCCCACUAAAGUUUGCAAAACAGAAAAUGUUACUAUUUCUGGUAUUUAAUGACAAUGAAAGGUUUGGUCAUAUUUCAUAGUGCAGUAGCGAUAAGGAGGGUGUCUUAAGUUUGCCUUUGUGUUUCUUCUGGGCUUUGUUCUUGAUUUUAGACAGAUGAGCCAGUGUUAAGGUGCUACUUCAGAAAAUACAUUCGAGAAAUCAGAUAACACUGUGCCAAGGUAUACUUUGUAGAUGCUAAGCACCAAUUGGCCCUCCAGAGAAUGACAAUAUCCCUUUGAUACCUCACUCCUGAUCAAUCUCAUUCAUUAACUUCAGCUUCUCAGGAAUCCUUGUAGCUUACAUGCUAGAAGUAGCUAUAGUAUAUGGUAUCCACUAUACAUCCAAUCCUAUGGUUUGGCUCAAAGUUUGGCUAAUUGCGGCUAGAGCUCUCAACUGCUAGCUCAGCACCUUGACACUCUGUUUCUUGUCUUGUGGAAAAGGAAAAUGUUCUUUCUGCCAUUGCCACUUUAACAGUUGGACAUGCUUAAGCAACAAAUACAGCCAGUACAGAGAGGACUGUCAGUAGCAUCAAAUGGCCACAUACCUCAAUGGCAGAAGACUAGAUGGUUUGUGAUUUAAAAAUUAAUGAGUCCAGAUGAGACUAUUUUGGUAUUAAAUGAGAAAAUUGCCUGACACAAGGGAAGGGUUUACAAAAGAAUGCCAAUUAGUGUUUCAACGGAGUUAGGAUUUUCCAAGGAAGAGUAGCUGGUAGCCAUCCAGCCAUAAAAUGAAUGAGAGUCUAUAGAUUUAUAAAAGUGAAACUACUAUAUUUUGUAUCUUCAAAUCUUCAAUUUAAAGAAUUUAAAGAACCUGAAACAGUUAAUGCGUGAUUCGUUAUAUUGAAGGGAAAAAACAGGGGACUGAUAAUACAAAAUAAUGGCAACUUUAAAGAUCAUUUCUACUUGGAUGUUUGGUUAGAAACAUAUUCCAAUGCUCUCCUCUUUCUCUGGCCACAGCAUCCUGGCUCAGCCCAGCUGUGGAGUAGAGGUGGUAAGAUCCACAGAACAGAUAUCCUCUGGUAGAUAAGCUGACAUUGAUGAUACUUUGAAUUUGCCAGCUGGUGAAGCAAACGAUUAAUUUGUGAUUGAACUGAAAAGCAGUUGAAUUGUUUUGGCACCAAAGGCUGAAUCUAAACCCUUUACAGGAAGAGCAGAGCAUAGUAUACAUUUCUUAGCAAAUUUUCAAUUCUGUUUGAACAUGAUGAAGUAACCAGGGCUUAGUGAGAUCUAAGGCCAUGAAGUAAUUCACAACCAAGAUCUUAUGAAUGCAUUAAGGUGUGAGGGGGCAAAUAUGUUUUCAAAAACUUCGUGUGCAAUAGAGUCCAUUAUAGAAAUUAACCACUGCUGUAUGUUUUAAGUAGUUUAAUCACCUGUUGCGGUUCAGUCUUGAUUUUCGUUUAUUUUACUAAGUGAUGAGUAGGAAGAUGUACUUGUUAUCCCACACUAUCUCUUGUUUUGUUUUUUUUUUUUUUAAAUAAUGAACAGUGCAAUCUUUGAAGUUGAGUUUUUAAUAAUGAUAGCGAAGACAAUGGUGAGAACUUGAAACAGCUAACAUAUUUUAUAUUGCCAAAGUACUUACUGAUGACUGACCACACUGUUUUGUGAGGAAUUGGGUCCCCUACACUGGAUCAGAGCCAAAUGCAAGCCACCCAUCAGUUCAGAGGAAGCAGGAGAACAUCUUUUGGGUGGUUCAUAGAACGUUGAGCUCUUAAAAACCCUGAGAAAAAUUAGGAAUUUAGAAAGUAAGUGGGAGGUAGAAUAUUGAGUCCUUUUUAAAAAAAAAAAAAAAAAAAAUUAGAUGUCUAAAUAUGUGGUCUGAACUUAAGUGUCCUAAAACUUUGAUUUUUUUUUUUUUUUUUUUGAGAAGGAGUCUUGCUCUGUCGCCAGGCUGGAGUGCAGUGGUGCAAUCUCAGCUCUCUGCAAUCUCUGCCUCCCGGGUCCAAGCAAUUCCCCUGCCUCAGCCUCCCAAGGAGGUGGGACUACAGGCGCACACCACCAUGCCCGGCUAAUUUUUGUAUUUUUAGUAGAGACGGAGUUUCACCAUGUUGGCCAGGAUGGUCUCGAUCUCUUGACCUCGUGAUCUGCCCAUCUUGGCCUUUCAAAGUGCUGAGAUUACAGGCAUGAGCCACUGCACCCAGCCAAACCUUGAUUUUUUUAGCCACCUCUGGGAUUGCCUGGGUUCCCUUUGGAGAAGAAACUAAGAGUUAUAGCCAUGGAAAAAGCCCUGGUAAGAAAAUAUUUGAAUGGUGUAAGAUGGUGGAAGGAAAGCCAUCCCACACCCCUAUAACAUGUUCUGGCCUUUAUAAACUGCUUGAUCGUGUGCCCCAAGGGGAAAAAAAGUCAAGUAAUCCUCCAAAGGCCAGGCUUUCUACGAAAAUGAGUGGUUCAAAGCAGUGUUUGGCUCAAGGGCAGUCUAGUUUUAUAGAUAGGGCCAACCUAAGACAUCUGCUCAUGAAGAAAUGUGGUAUCUGUUGCCAUUUCCUAAACUAUAAGGUUUAGAUAGAUUGUCUUGAAUUUUGAUAGCAAUUUUUUUUUAAAUAUAUAUUUUUGCCUCCUCGUAUGUCCUUAUUAUAUAUAUAUAUAUAUAAAAAGUGAGAGUUCCUCAGAUCAGAGCUCAGGAGCUGCGUCAAUUUGAAGUUCAAUCGGUGUAGUUGUCCUGAGGUGAUCGCUGACUCUGCUCUGUUUCAUAUUUCAGUUGCUUGCUCCAAGGAGAGAAGUUCUGAGAACAAUGGCUGUUAGCAACUUUAAGUUACUCCCCAAAAGUUUGCUGGCCAUAUUCUCAUUUCUAAACAUCUGGAUCUGGGUAAAGGUUUGAAUAGAUAGAUGUAGGGAACAAAAUUGGUUUUUCCAUGGUGUAGUCUAAUUUUGCCAAAUCACCCAAGAAAGAAAGUAUAUGACAUGUGGAGUUUGCAUUUCUUGGAUAGGACCUAUCAGAUCACCCAGCCCAGUCUUGCAGUCAUAAAUUCCUACCUCUUAGUUCCUGCCAAAGGGCCUUCAGCCUCUGUGUGCACACUCAUUGAAUGAAUGCUUUGCCUAAAAUUUGGCCUUUUGAAGAAAAACAGUAUGUAAUAAUAUAAAAAUAUGAGAGUUAAAAAAGAAAAGAUCUCUGCCUCUCCUCUCUCUGCCUCAUCCACCUUGCCAUUUGUCUUGUUCUCUUUCUCUCCCCACACCAUGCCCUGAAUUCAAAUUUCUCUUUGUUUUAUUACAGGCAUGUUGUUUUGAAUGUGGACUUUGUGGGAGGGAGAUGAUUGUUCUGAGAACAGAAACUGGAAGAUACUUCUGAGUUGAUGGGACCAGCAGGGCUUUGCUCCUCUGUGAGGGCCAAAGCCAUUGAUACUUGUCGGGGGUGAUGAGGGCUUUAGCAUCUCAAGGCAGACAUAUGAAGUAUUUACUGCUAAACUGUAUUACCUACUAGUUCAAAUCUGUUGGAAUUCAGGGACAGUCUAAGAUUUGGUGAGUGAAAUGCCAUCUGGCAAAAUUGAGAAGAGGGUGUGGCCUGAGAGGGGAAUGUUCAGCCUCAGUAUCACAUUAAGGGUACCUCAAAAUACAUGGUCCUUCCAGCUUGUUCCUUUUCCUCCCUCCAUUUCACUUUGUCCCCUCUUCUUCCUUUCUGUCCCAUUGUCCUGCCUUUUUAGCACUCAGCUUUUUAUAUAAGUAUGUAUUUCCUUUUUAUUAUGUAUUUGGUCCUUUAGGACUAUGUGAUGAUUAAGAAUUUAUUCCAUUCAAGAUUUUAAAAUUAUGUGUUUAAUAUUUUGUUCUCUUAAACUGUCUUUUGAAGCUAUGCUGCUAACCAGGUAUAGGCCAGAAAGGAGGUGGCCCUGUCAGUACCUUGGUCACAUCAGCUAAGGGGGACAGUGAUGUCAUGUGGGUGACUCUUCUUCAUUUGACCAAGGCCAGCCUCCUGCUCUUACCUCUGCCCAUUCAUUUCUGGCUAUGGGAAAACUACCACCUGUUGGGUGAGCCAAUGAGGCCAGGAAGAUCAGAGGGGCUGGGUUACAGCCCAUGGGCCACUAUUUGAAUUUCUCUGUAGUAAGCUCUUUGUAGGGCUGGCUCCAACUGCAGUAGCCAAAGAAAACCUGUCUGACUCGACAUUUUAAUGCCUGAGAGUUGGUGAAAGUUCAGCUGAAGCUAAUGUCUAGACAUCAACAGUAACUAGGCAUCCAGAAAGUAGCUUCAACCAAAGCUAAUAGAGCCCAAGUUUCUGCAGGAGGUUUGGUGCUGAGCUGUCCUAGAGCAGUUGUUUAUCUGAGUGUUGCUAUCCCUUAGCCAUGCUUUCUUGGCUUUGUUCUCGCCUGUUCUUAGGCAUAGCCUGAACCAGAGCUAUGGCUCACUGCUCGCUUUAGUCUACUCCCUAGUCAUGUGGAACAACAUAGUCUAAAAAGGAAGAUGUGGACUAGGGAGUUAGGAGACCUGAUUUCUAUUCCCUAUGCUUCUACUAACUAGCCUCGAGAUCUUAACCGCUCUGUGCCUCAGUGUUCCCAUCUGCAAAAUGGGGAUAGUGUUAAUUGCCCUACCUACCUCACAGGGUUGUUGUGAGGAUAAACUGAGACAAUGAAUUCAAAGUACGUUGACAAGUAAGUGCUAUGCAAAUUGUAAGAAAUGGAAACAAUCAUGUUAAAGGCAAUGGAAUGGACAUUGGCAGAAGGGUUAAUGGAUUGUCCAGCCCUUUCUCUGUGUGGCUUAAACCCAGGUCGCCAUUGCUUUAUACAUUUCCACUUAGCACAGAUUUGUAAUUAUGCAUGUAAUAAAGCACAGCCUUAUCCAC